This is a messenger RNA of Asparagus officinalis (garden asparagus), 1762 nucleotides long. RefSeq names its product protein DJ-1 homolog C. Lineage: Eukaryota; Viridiplantae; Streptophyta; Magnoliopsida; Asparagales; Asparagaceae. Gene Ontology annotation, biological process: guanine deglycation, glyoxal removal; protein deglycation, glyoxal removal. The transcript is spliced from 8 exons. The record is from RefSeq and is a predicted model, not a curated record. Gene Ontology annotation, cellular component: nucleus; cytosol. Bases 108 to 1382 code for a protein of 424 amino acids. Gene Ontology annotation, molecular function: protein deglycase activity.
UUUGUUUCUGAAGUUAUCCCGUUUUUAAACGCAGCGGAAACAUCUCCCACAGUCCUCAGCUCUCUGCUUCCCGAUCUUCUUCUCCAGCUACCCAAAACUUCGAAAAAAUGGCCGUAUUGGCGCUAAGCCCGCUAAACUGCGCCUGCACACUUCUCUCAGCGCGAGAGCAAAAACCCAUCCCCUCCUCAAUGCGCACUUUCAAGAAACCAACACCUCUCACCUCCCCUCCUUCCCUCUCUCCUACAAGCUCCCCUCUCAAGAAGGUUCUUGUUCCCAUUGCAUUUGGGUCGGAGGAGAUGGAGGCUGUGAUCCUCGCUGACGUCCUCCGGCGAGCUGGGGCCGAUGUCAGGUUGGCCUCGGUGGAGGAGGGGCUCGAGGUGGAGGGCUCAUCGGGUACAAGGAUUGAGGCGGACGCGCACAUUUCGGAUUGUGCAGAUGAGGUGUUCGAUCUCGUGGCUCUUCCGGGAGGGAUGCCAGGCUCCGCAAGGUUGAGGGACUCUGAGAUUCUCCGUAAUAUCACUACCAAGCAUGCGGAAGAGAAAAGAUUUUAUGGUGCCAUUAGUGCUGCUCCAGCUGUUGCAUUAAAGCCUUGGGGUCUUCUAAAGAAAAAACAGAUUACUUGUCAUCCAGCCUUUAUAGACAAGCUGCCUUCAUUUCGAGUGGUUAAGUCAAACAUUCAAGUAUCAGGAGAGCUCACCACAAGCCGAGGUCCUGGAACAACCUUUGAGUUUGCUCUUUCAUUUGUUGAGCAGCUGUUUUGUGAUCUUGUUGCAGAGGAUAUUGGAGAAAAUAUGCUGAUGACAGUUGCUGCCAAUCAUAGGAUAGAAGAAUUUAAUCAGGUUGAUUGGUCAUUUGAUCGUACCCCACAUGUCCUCGUUCCUGUUGCAAAUGGCUGUGAAGAGACAGAAGUGAUAAUAUUGGUUGAUAUACUAAGGCGAGCUAAAGUUGAUGUUGUCAUAGCUUCAGUUGAAAAAUCUAAAAAGAUUGUGGCUUCCCAACAAACAAAGGUUAUUGCAGACAAGCUCAUUGAAGAAGCUUCAGAUUCAACUUUCGAUUUGGUUGUUCUUCCUGGAGGAACAAAGGGAGCUGAGAGGUUGCAGAAAUCCAAGGUUUUGAAACGAUUACUUGGGGAACAAAAAGCAUCAGGACGGAUGUAUGGUGGAAUUUUCUCUUCCGCAGCUAUACUGAGAAAACAAGGCUUGAUCACGGAUAAAGUAUUGGCAUCUGAUGAAGCUGGAGUUGUGAUCGAUGGCAAGGUUAUCACUAGCAUGGGACUCGGAAAUAUGAUUGAUUUUUCUCUGGCCAUCGUGAAUAAAUUGUUUGGCCAUGGAAGAGUGAGAAGUGUUGCGGAAGGCAUUGUUUUCAAGUAUGGAAAUAAAUAAAAAUUGCCAAGAUAUGGAGUUAUCUUUAUAACUGGAAACAGAGAUUGUCAGCUUUCGGACAUUGAAAGGGAUGGCAUUGCUAGCCACAAGUCUGAUCCCUGGUAAUAAAAAAGGUUCCAAAUAUUUCCGAUCUUCUAGUCAUCGGUGUGCCGAAAAGAAGGGGAAGAUGAGUCUGAAUGCUCGUUCUCUAGUUACAUUGAUACCAUAUUUUAAUGAUUUCAUUUGAUAUAUGUAUUCAAACCGGAGACUUAGCCAUUUCUUGCGCCUUAUUUUGUGCGCUUGUACACGUGUAGCCGGCCCCAGAAUUUGGGAUAAAGACUUUAUUGUUAUUGUUGUAUGCAUAGCGAGAGGCAAUAUCAAAUGUUCGACUUACGUAUUUA